Messenger RNA from Glossina fuscipes, 3458 nucleotides. Its product is annotated as CUE domain-containing protein 2-A. Lineage: Eukaryota; Metazoa; Arthropoda; Insecta; Diptera; Glossinidae. The coding region runs from base 280 to 1179 and encodes 299 amino acids. The transcript is spliced from 4 exons. The record is from RefSeq and is a predicted model, not a curated record.
AGAUUAGUCUUGGCUAUUUGCGUAUACAUAAAUAUGUUUGCUAGUAUAUGAAAAAAUUUAAAAAGGCAGGGCAGGAAAGAAAGUCCUUUCUUGAGUGUUAAAAUUUUUCAAUUCUAAUGUAGAAAGGAAGGCUCGUUCUCCGCAUUUUGUAACAAUAAAUUAAACUAAUUCGAUUUCAGUAAAAACUUAUUUUAUUGAUUUUGAAGUAAAAAUUACAACUAUAUUUUUAAACUUCCUCGAUUUAAAUACAGUAAAUAAUUACAAUUAAACUAAAAGAAAAUGACAAACCUACAAAAGCAACAUGAAUUGGUGAAAGGCAGCCUGGAACAGUUUGUCGGCGUGCAUAUUCCGGGUGCUGAUUUUAGCGUCGUUGAUGAUAUUGUAUUAUCUUACAUUAUUUCCAUUUUGGAAGAAGCUUCUCAGGACCCCUGCUUUGAUGUGGAUGGUUUUGUGGAAAUGAUGGGUGCCUAUUUUGCAGAAUUCUCUUUUAUUGACCAAAGUAUUAUAUGCGAAUGGAUUUAUAAGUUGGCCAAUGAAUUAAUUGAGCUUCAGAAAAACGAAGAUAACCACCAACCAGCGAACUUAUCUUUGCAUUCGCUAUCACUCUCUGACAUAAUACCAGAACCGAAAUUGCGUCCACGCAAUACUUCUUCGUCCGAUAAGGAAGAAAUUAACUCAGACAGGACAAGCGGUAGUCAGAAACGCUCCCAACAUUUAUCUGAGACUAGCGAUGGAGGCUCAACGGACAGCUCAUCUACCUGCGACUAUUUCCUAAAUGAGGCAGAAAUAUUGCAGGAAAUGUUUCCUGACAGUGCUUAUGUAGAAGUGAAACAUUGCAUUGCCAUAUCUAAGGGCGACAUUAACAGUGCUGCUCAAAUAUUAUUGCAUCGGCAAGAAACUGGUCAAAGUUUAACAGAUAAGCAUAAUGGCUUGGGCACUCGCAAAAAUGUGGUUGUGGAUGACACUGAACUCAAAAACCGCAUUAUAGCCAGAUAUUCUUACGUGGACAAGGAUGCUAGUAAUAGAGAGUACAAGCCGGUUGUACCGAAAAUGGAACCUAAGAAAUUAGUACGCUAUCGAGAUAACAAAAUUGUUUCGCUUAAAGGCGAACGAUAUACAGAAGUAAAACGCGAUGAGGAAGCUGAGUUAAAAAAACCAAAAAAGCCGCUUCAGCCGUAACUAAAGAUGAUGAAAAUCUAUUUUAAAUAUUUUAUAAAAAAACUGAAGCUCAAUUGCGCUAAGCAGUUGAUAGAAGUGUUGUUACGACAUUUACUACCGGAGAAAGCGAACAGUGAAAAGGAUUUAGAAACUCCGGUACAUGUAGGACAUAAGAAAAGUAUUAUAGCGACCCUAAUGUUUUGUGUAGAUCAUUCUUGCAAUCGCACUCACUCCUUUUGUAAACUCCUCAAAAUUAUUGCAAUUUCGCACCCUAUUGAAUGUGAUAAAGAUUUAUUACGAGGCACAUGUACUAUUCAAGGAAAAUGUUUGAAGAAACUUUCUUCUAACUUAACGGCUGAGCUUGCCAUCAAGAGUGCCUCUGCUGCCGCAAAGAUGAAGUCAUUACCUUUGUUAGCGUUAGGGAAACCUUCACCAAAGUCACUACCAUUACAAUUACAAUUACCUUUAAAGUUGGUAAACCUUUUGGAAAAUUUCUUUUGGUCUGAGACCGCAUCCAUCGCCAUCAAUUGUAAAUUAUUGUUAAUAUUUUUAAUUCAUUACCAUUCAGUUCCAAUUUUUAAUUUUUUACUUUUAAUUGCGACUUCGUCGCUUUUAUUAAAAUUUAGUAACAAAGUUUUUGUUGUUUAUGUUAUAUGGAAAUGUAUCGACAGACGUUUCUAGGAUUAUCUUUCAAACGACAAGAUUUAGUUUUUUAUGUAUAAAAAUUUAUAGAUCUUUUUUGUUUUAUUUGCGCACAAUAACAAUUUUAUUAUUUUUUACAAAUCUUAUUUUGCAAUGAAUGUUACAAAGCCUCGAAGUUUCGACGUAAUUCAAUAUAUAUUAGCCGCAGGUCACAAGUUGUUGGUUUCAGAUGGCACUUUUCACCAACGUAAAAUAGAAUUCAAUCCAACUGCAGGAAUAUUUUGUAGUUUACUACAAAUUAUGAGUUACAGAUUGUAAAAAAGGGAUGAAUUUAUUUUAAAAAUAAUUCAAAUGGAUUUGAAAUAAUUGAGUUAUUAGCGCUAGAUGUUUGCAUAUAAAUAAUUUGUCAAAAAAUUGAUAACGCUUUGUAAGGUGAAGGUGAAGGUUACGUUUCAAGCCGUAAUAGUUGGAGCUAUUUUCCAGCUAAUAUCAUUACUUCGGCUAUUCUGAAUAUAUUUGCAAAUGGAUUUAUUCUCUGUGAUAGUCAAUUAAGGCCAAUCAGUUUUAAUUUUUUAUUCCAAUCUUUAUGAAUUUAAAAAGCGAAAACAUAGACGACGGAUGAAUAUGUAUACAAUAAAAGUAAUGCCAUCAUCUUACUACUCCAGCAAGUCGGUCAGUAUGUUUCAAUUAUCUGUUCCGAUUUCUAUGUAUACUUGCGUUAUAUAUAUUGUAAGCAAGGGAAAAGCUAACUAAUUCUUAUUCCCUUAGAAGAAACAACAUAUUAUUGUUUAGUGAUAUUAAUAUAUCGCUUUACUUCCUUACCUCUUUGUUUGGCAUUAGGUGGGCUUAGAAAGAAGACAGUUUAUUGCAAAUAAGGAAUUGUUUUGUAAUUCAGAAAUUUCUCGAGACAAACGAACAAAUUUUCAAAUUCAAAAUAUCUGUAAAUUGCAUUUAAAAAUUUCAAGAAUUUUUCAAGGAAUAAAUUGUGUUAAAGGUCGCUUGCGGAAACUUGCAGUUUGUUUCCUUUCUUGACAGAAAUCGAACGCAUUUUGUUAAAGUUGGCUUAUAUCCUUUAAAGGUGUCUUUCGAAAUACAGCACAAGCCCCGUUGUUUAAUUACAAUUCCUAAUUAUUAAAAAUUCUCUAGAACUUCUCGUUUUCAAUCUUCAAAUGUGUAUCGUAGCACUUCCGCGGAAUCUCAAAUCUGCAUUUGGUGAUAAAAAACAAAAAUGCUCUUGUGAAUCAAGAUUUAAAUUUCAAAACUGAUUUUUUUAGCUUUUUUCUUUUUUAAUUUAGGCGCUUAGUUUGUUAUAUAAUCGUAAUGACAAUGGUGCUUUUAUACAGUGAAAAAAAGUCUGUAACAUUUAUGCGAAAUUGUAAUAUAAAUAAGACGUUCUUGCUUUCCAGUGAAAUUACAUAAUAUAGCACAAACAUCACAUAAAAUCAGCCAGUUAAUCAUUAAAGCAAAGAAAAGUUAUGAAAGUAGAUUUCAUACUUUUAUGUUUGCAUAGGUGUUUACGUUUAGCUUUUAAGUAAGUAUCCUCUAUUAAUGAGAAUAUUCAUCCGGUACACUUUAUACAAUAAGCAUGUAUAUGAAAAGCACGGAAGUAUUUAUGUAUUGUCACAUUCAAUAAAGUCAUUAAGCAGUUCUCAUUAAAA